Peromyscus maniculatus bairdii (prairie deer mouse) is the source of this 10000-nucleotide messenger RNA. The record is from RefSeq and is a predicted model, not a curated record. Lineage: Eukaryota; Metazoa; Chordata; Mammalia; Rodentia; Cricetidae.
GCGAGCUGCGACGCGGUGUAGUCAGACGGCAGUGGUCCGGGGAGGAGACAGCUCGCGUCCGAGCUUCUCUCUGCUCCUUCGCCGCAUCCACCGCCGCGCCCCGGCCUCCCGCCAAUCCUCGAUGCAGAGUUGGGCGGCCGCGUGAUGGGGUUGCGGAGCGGCGCCCUGCGGCUCCCGGCGGCCGCUGCUCGCGCUGAGGAACUUUGAACAUAACUUCAAAAGAAGAUUUGAUCUUUAUUUCUGGAUUGCAUCUAUAAGGCCACCAGAAUGUCGGGAGCCUCAGUGAAGGUAGCUGUUCGAGUAAGGCCCUUCAAUUCUCGAGAGACCAGCAAGGAGUCCAAGUGCAUCAUUCAGAUGCAAGGCAACUCGACCAGUAUUAUUAACCCAAAGAACCCAAAGGAAGCACCAAAGUCCUUCAGCUUCGACUACUCUUACUGGUCUCACACCUCGCCUGAAGAUCCCUGUUUCGCAUCGCAGAAUCGUGUAUACAAUGACAUUGGGAAGGAAAUGCUCUUACACGCCUUUGAAGGGUAUAAUGUUUGUAUUUUUGCCUAUGGGCAGACUGGUGCUGGGAAAUCCUACACGAUGAUGGGGAAACAAGAGGAGAGCCAAGCUGGCAUCAUUCCACAGUUGUGUGAAGAACUCUUUGAGAAGAUCAAUGACAACUGUAAUGAAGAAAUGUCUUACUCUGUAGAGGUGAGCUACAUGGAAAUUUACUGUGAGAGAGUACGAGACUUGCUGAAUCCCAAAAACAAGGGUAAUUUGCGUGUGCGUGAACACCCGCUUCUUGGACCCUAUGUGGAGGAUCUUUCCAAGCUGGCGGUCACUUCCUACACUGACAUUGCUGACCUCAUGGACGCUGGUAACAAAGCCAGGACAGUGGCAGCUACCAACAUGAAUGAAACAAGUAGCCGUUCCCACGCUGUGUUUACCAUUGUUUUCACUCAGAAGAAACACGAUACUGAGACGAACCUUUCCACUGAGAAGGUCAGUAAAAUCAGCUUGGUGGAUCUAGCAGGAAGUGAACGAGCUGAUUCAACUGGUGCCAAAGGAACUCGAUUAAAGGAAGGUGCAAAUAUUAAUAAGUCUCUUACAACAUUGGGCAAAGUCAUUUCGGCCUUGGCAGAGGUGGAUAACUGCACCAGCAAGAGUAAAAAGAAGAAGAAAACUGAUUUUAUUCCUUACAGGGAUUCUGUUCUUACUUGGCUCCUUCGAGAAAAUCUAGGUGGUAACUCUCGAACUGCAAUGGUUGCUGCUCUGAGCCCAGCAGACAUCAACUAUGAUGAAACUUUGAGCACUCUGAGGUAUGCAGACCGUGCAAAACAAAUUAAAUGCAAUGCUGUUAUCAAUGAGGACCCUAAUGCCAAGCUGGUUCGGGAGUUGAAGGAGGAAGUGACCCGAUUGAAGGACCUUCUUCGUGCUCAGGGGCUGGGAGAUAUUAUCGAUAUUGAUCCAUUGAUGGAUGAUUACUCUGGAAGUGGAGGCAAAUAUCUGAAAGAUUUUCAGAACAAUAAACAUAGGUACUUGCUAGCCUCUGAGAAUCAACGCCCUGGCAAUUUUUCCACAGCAUCCAUGGGGUCCCUUACUUCAUCUCCAUCUUCAUGCUCACUUAGUAGUCAGGUGGGCUUCACAUCUGUGACCAGUAUUCAAGAGCGGAUCAUGUCGACACCUGGAGGGGAGGAGGCCAUUGAACGUCUGAAGGAAUCAGAGAAGAUCAUUGCUGAGUUGAACGAAACCUGGGAAGAGAAACUUCGUAAAACAGAGGCCAUCAGAAUGGAAAGAGAAGCUUUGUUGGCUGAGAUGGGAGUUGCCAUACGGGAGGAUGGAGGAACACUUGGUGUUUUCUCACCUAAAAAGACUCCACAUCUUGUUAACCUCAAUGAAGACCCACUAAUGUCGGAGUGUCUGCUUUAUUAUAUCAAAGAUGGGAUUACAAGGGUUGGCCAAGCAGAUGCUGAGCGGCGCCAGGACAUAGUGCUGAGUGGGGCUCACAUUAAAGAAGAGCAUUGUAUCUUUCGGAGUGAGAGAAACAACUCUGGGGAAGUUAUCGUGACUCUAGAGCCGUGUGAGCGCUCAGAGACCUAUGUGAAUGGCAAGAGGGUGGCCCAGCCUGUCCAGCUGCGCUCAGGCAACCGUAUUAUCAUGGGUAAAAACCACGUUUUUCGUUUCAACCACCCUGAACAAGCACGAGCUGAGCGGGAGAAGACUCCCUCUGCUGAGACCCCCUCUGAGCCUGUGGACUGGACAUUUGCACAGAGAGAGCUUCUAGAAAAACAAGGAAUUGAUAUGAAACAGGAGAUGGAAAAAAGGCUACAGGAAAUGGAGAUCCUAUACAAAAAGGAGAAGGAGGAAGCUGAUCUUCUUUUGGAGCAGCAGAGACUGGACUACGAGAGUAAAUUGCAGGCCUUGCAGAAACAGGUUGAGACUCGUUCUCUGGCUGCAGAAACAACUGAAGAAGAAGAGGAGGAGGAGGAAGUUCCUUGGACACAGCAUGAGUUUGACUUGGCCCAGUGGGCCUUCCGGAAAUGGAAGUCUCACCAGUUUACCUCAUUAAGGGACUUACUCUGGGGCAAUGCAGUAUACCUGAAGGAAGCCAACGCCAUCAGUGUGGAACUGAAGAAGAAGGUACAGUUUCAGUUUGUCCUGCUGACUGACACGCUCUACUCCCCUCUGCCUCCUGAAUUACUUCCCACGGAGAUGGAAAAAACUCAUGAGGACAGACCUUUCCCUCGUACAGUGGUGGCAGUGGAAGUCCAGGAUCUGAAGAAUGGAGCAACACAUUAUUGGUCUUUGGACAAACUCAAGCAGAGACUGGAUUUAAUGCGGGAGAUGUACGACAGGGCAGGUGAGAUGGCCUCCAGUGCCCAAGACGAAAGCGAAACGACCAUGACGGGCAGUGAUCCAUUCUACGAUCGGUUCCACUGGUUCAAACUUGUGGGAAGCUCCCCCAUUUUCCACGGCUGUGUGAAUGAGCGCCUUGCCGACCGCACACCCUCCCCCACUUUUUCCACGGCCGAUUCCGACAUCACUGAACUGGCUGACGAACAGCAGGAUGACAUGGAGGAUUUUGAUGAUGAGGCAUUCGUGGAUGACACCGGCUCUGACGCAGGGACGGAAGAGGGAUCAGAUCUCUUCAGUGAUGGGCAUGACCCAUUUUACGACCGAUCCCCUUGGUUCAUUUUAGUAGGAAGGGCAUUUGUGUACUUGAGCAACCUGCUGUAUCCCGUGCCCCUGAUUCACAGGGUGGCCGUCGUCAGUGAGAAGGGGGAAGUGCGGGGAUUCCUGCGUGUGGCUGUGCAGGCCAUUGCAGCGGAUGAAGAAGCUCCUGAUUAUGGCUCUGGAAUUCGACAGUCAGGAACAGCCAAAAUAUCUUUUGAUAACGAGUACUUUAAUCAGAGUGACUUUUCUUCAGUUGCAAUGACUCGUUCUGGUCUGUCUUUGGAGGAGCUGAGGAUUGUGGAGGGACAGGGCCAGAGUUCUGAAGUUAUCACUCCUCCAGAAGAAGUCAAUCGAAUGAAUGACUUGGAGCUGAAGUCGGGCACUUUGCUGGAUGGGAAGAUGGUGAUGGAGGGAUUUUCCGAAGAGAUUGGCAACCACCUGAAACUGGGCAGCGCCUUCACUUUCCGAGUUACCGUGCUGCAGGCCAGUGGGAUCCUUCCAGAGUAUGCGGACAUCUUUUGUCAGUUCAACUUUUUGCACCGGCAUGAUGAAGCAUUCUCCACUGAACCCCUCAAAAACAAUGGAAGAGGAAGUCCCCUGGGCUUUUAUCAUGUACAGAAUAUUGCAGUGGAGGUCACUGAGUCAUUUGUGGACUACAUCAGAACCAAGCCCAUCGUAUUUGAGGUUUUUGGGCAUUACCAGCAGCACCCACUACAUCUGCAAGGACAAGAUCUUAACAGUCCACCUCAGCCUUCUCGGAAAUUCUUCCCACCACCCAUGCCACUCUCCAAACCAGUUCCAGCCACCAAGUUAAACACCAUGAACAAAACCAGCCUUGGGCAGAGCAUGAGCAAGUAUGACCUUCUGGUUUGGUUUGAGAUCAGUGAACUGGAGCCUACAGGAGAGUAUAUUCCAGCUGUGGUUGACCAUACAGCAGGCUUACCCUGCCAGGGGACAUUUUUGCUGCACCAGGGCAUCCAGCGACGGAUCACAGUGACUAUUAUCCAUGAGAAGGGCAGUGAGCUCCACUGGAAAGAUGUUCGUGAACUGGUGGUAGGUCGGAUUAGGAAUAAACCUGAGGUAGAUGAAGCUGCUGUUGAUGCUAUCCUUUCCCUAAACAUCAUCUCUGCUAAGUCCCUGAAGUCUUCCCACAACUCCAGCAGGACCUUCUACCGUUUUGAGGCUGUAUGGGACAGCUCCCUACAUAACUCCCUCCUUCUGAACCGAGUGACACCUUACGGAGAAAAGAUCUACAUGACCUUAUCCGCUUAUCUGGAGUUGGAUCAUUGCAUCCAGCCAGCCGUCAUCACCAAGGAUGUGUGCAUGGUCUUCUAUUCCCGAGAUGCCAAGAUCUCACCGCCACGUUCUCUGCGAAGCCUCUUUGGUAGUGGUUACUCAAAGUCACCAGACUCCAACCGAGUUACUGGAAUUUAUGAACUGAGCUUAUGCAAAAUGGCAGAUACUGGUAGUCCAGGCAUGCAGAGGCGGAGGAGAAAAGUCUUGGAUACGUCUGUGGCAUAUGUGCGGGGAGAAGAGAACCUAGCAGGCUGGCGACCUCGUGGAGACAGCCUUAUCCUGGAGCACCAGUGGGAGCUGGAGAAGCUGGAGCUGCUGCAUGAGGUGGAAAAAACACGCCACUUCUUGCUGCUUCGGGAGAGACUUGGUGACAGCAUACCCAAGUCUCUGAGUGACUCAUUGUCCCCCAGCCUCAGCAGUGGGACCCUUAGUACCUCGACCAGUAUGUCUUCUCAGAUCUCAACCACCACCUUUGAAAGUGCCAUCACGCCGAGUGAGAGCAGCGGCUAUGACUCAGCAGACAUCGAGAGCCUGGUAGACCGAGAGAAAGAACUGGCUACAAAGUGCCUGCAGCUUCUCACCCACACUUUCAACCGAGAAUUCAACCAGGUACAUGGCAGCAUCAGUGACUGUAAGCUGUCUGCUAUCUCUCCAAUUGGACGGGAUCCCUCUGUGUCCAGCUUUAGCAGUUCUACCCUCACCCCCUCCUCCACAUGCCCCUCUCUGGUGGACUCAAGGAGCAACUCAAUAGAUCAGAAGACCCCAGAAGCCAAUUCUCGUGCCUCUAGUCCCUGCCAAGAAUUUGAACAGUUUCAGAUCGUCCCAACUGUGGAGACACCCUAUUUGGCCCGAGCAGGAAAAAAUGAAUUUCUCAAUCUUGUUCCAGACAUUGAAGAAGUUAGAGCAGGGUCAGUGGUAUCUAAGAAGGGAUACCUGCAUUUCAAGGAGCCACUUUCCAGCAACUGGGCUAAACAUUUCGUUGUGGUUCGUCGUCCUUAUGUCUUCAUCUAUAACAGUGACAAAGACCCAGUAGAACGUGGCAUCAUUAACUUGUCUACAGCACAGGUGGAGUACAGUGAGGACCAGCAGGCCAUGGUGAAGACACCUAAUACCUUUGCUGUAUGCACAAAGCACCGUGGGGUCCUUUUGCAAGCGCUCAAUGACAAAGACAUGAACGACUGGUUAUAUGCCUUUAACCCACUUCUGGCUGGCACAAUACGGUCAAAACUCUCUCGCAGAUGCCCGAGCCAGAUGAAAUACUAAGCUAUUCUGCUGAGCCUUGCUCGCCUUGGACAGAUAAAGAAAGUGUUACCUCUCAUUCUCUUUGUGAUUCUUAACGGUUAUUCUUGUCUGUAAUCUUGUGGCUUAACUACUCCUCCCUUUCAUCCAGCACUUCUCUAGCUCUCCUGUUCCCUAUCUCCAUGGUUCUGUACUCUUCUUUUUCUUGUGCUAAGACUUGUAGCAUGUGGCCUAAGAAAAGGGGAAAAAAACACUACACAUAUUCAUGCACACUCACAUUCACACACAAACCCUGAGGGUCCAGCAAAUCUCCAGAUUGUUUCCCAGUGUACUUCCGCUUCUUUUUGAAUGAUAGAUCCCCUUAUAAUCACUGUGUGUCUGUUGUCUCUGUGUAUCUCUGGUUUUCAGGGUAAUAUCAAUCUCUCUCUCUCUCUCUCUCUCUCUCUCUCUCUCUCUCUCUCUCUCUCCUCUCUCUCUCUCAUUCGGUUUAUGAUAAUACUACUUUUUCCUGGGUGGCUUAGAGACUAAGAGAGGAGACAUUUGGCAUGUCAGUCCUUGAGAAAAAAAUUUGCUUUUCCCUCCUUCUGUCUCUUUAUUUGGUGGCUAAUCCCUGCAUUUCCAUUCAGGGAAAGCACUGUGGGAAACUCAGAAAUAGGAUUUAUAUUCUCUAUCCAAACCAGGGCUUAGAGCAUGGAUUUAUAGAGAGGAAGAGACAGAAGGUCCUUUGUGAUAGGCCUGGACAGUGGCUGCUGUUGGCCCUUUGAGGCCAGGCUGCUACAAUGGAUUGGGCGGUGGGUCAUGAGGGUGAUCAUUAGAGGAUGGGCUAGAGUUGCUCACAGCAGAAUCCUGCAGACUUUCUCCUCCUCACUGGGAAGAAGGGUUUUGUCUUGGAGUUUCGCAACUCUGUUCUUAGCAUUUCCGAUGCUGGUCACACUGUUUGGAAUUAUGUGAUGUCAUGAACACAUUUCCCACAAGGGGGAGUCGGGGAGUGUUUGACUUCUGGGGAUAAACUGGAUCAAUGUUGAUAUGAGAGUGCUGAGUGCAACUUGUGAUUGUUGUAGCUCCCUUUGGUCAAAAAAUUGUAGCUUCUGCAUAAACUUUGAAGUCACCAUUGGAAUCCAGUGGCCAUUCCCAAUAAUGCUUGUCAUGGCAGGCUUUGUUUUCUGGAUGCCAGGAUUCAGUUACCACCACCAUUCCAAACAAAUCAGAAGACAACACUUAGGGAUGAGAAGGAGUGUCCUCAACUGUCUUGUGGUUUGCUGUUGGAUCCUGCCCUGCCCACCCCCCACUGUUUCCCAUGUGGUUUGGAAGUACCCCCUUAGAAAGAAGAAUUCCCUGCUCCCAGUUUCUGUGGCUUCUAACAAACCAGGUCAGGGUUCAAGAGACCAUCAGAAAAUCAUGCUCUUCCUUUACCUGCCAGUGUUACGGGACUGAGUAGAGCACAGAAAGGCCCUGGUUUGGAUCCUUCAGUUGCUUUCCAGUGACUUGGGGCUCAUUCAUGCUGCCAUUUACUGGUCUUGCCAGCCUGUUUCACCAUCACUCAGGCACCCAGGAAAGCAUCUGCUCACCUCCACUCUGGGAGGGUUCUUCACCUGAGGGUAAUGGUGGAAUGGAUUUCUUUCUGGUCAGGAGCUCAUUCACCACUGCAGAGCAGCCACUAGGGAGGUGUGUGGGUAUGCAGACCCUUGCUUCUGACCUCUCAGCGGGGCUUCUCUCUGAAGAACAGGACUCCCAGCUCUGUUUGUUACUGUUGCCUUGCAAAGAAAAGGAAAAGUGGACCAUGGAGAAAAGAAAGGGCAAAAAUCAGACUUUUUAUCUAAAAAAUUGAUCAACAAAUACUUUGGUGGGUUUUUAAAACUUCCUUUCUCUCUUUAAAGCAUAGGUCACUAACUGUAAUGUUACUUGUUUUCUAAGCAUAUGUAUGAGAUUUUUAAUGUAGUUAGAAGUCUCUGUUGUCUAAUGAACACAACAUGCCCCUCUGGUGUAUACUCAAAUCCAGCAGGCUCUGUCUGUGCUUGAAGACAGCUUCCUGGACCAGAACGAAAUCUAAUUUCAGGGAAAUGAAGAGAAAAGGUGACUUUUCAAUGGAAUCACUGAUGUUGCUGCUGUUACGCAGUUGGAUGGGUCCGUGUCUGUGGUGAGAGGUGUGAAGCCUGAGGGAGAGUGGAUUGUUCACGCACUAAACCCUGCAAUGACUUGUGUUUUCUUAACUCUAACAAAACUGGUUUAGAAAGUCUUUGCUUUGCAAAUAUCAAAUGUUAGAGUGAGCCAAACUGGACCGCCCCUUCACGUAUGCCCAGAUAAGGCAGCCUCAUUAGGAGACCGGGAAAAGUGGGAUUGGAACUGGGGCACAUGUGUUUCUCUCUGCCACUGGUGGUGCCCCUCUUUCUGUAGGCCCAUGCUCAGAUUGGAAUCUGAGCAGUUGGGCAUGGAUGUUCCAUUUCCAGACAAGCUCACCUCUGCUUUGAAGCUUUGAAAAAGGAAGGACCUAUGUGGGAGAUUUUUGUGGUUGCCAUGGUAGCAGGAAAGUUAAGACAACUAGACUUUAAGGAAACUACCUUUAUUUAUAUAUAUAUAAUUUUCAAAGCACUCUUUUAAACAAAAAACCUAGAAUAAAAACCUACAAAUUACAGAAAGUGAAUGCUGGUUAAAAUUAAUCAUCCUCCCUCUUCCUUUAUUUCUCCUCCUUCCUCCCAAGCAAAUAGAGCCUCAUAACUAACCCUGACCAGUGCUCAGGCCUUGCCUGCUUCUGGGAGACUACCCUGGGAGUCAGCCAGCUCUCAGGCCCAGACUGUGCGGGCCAGGCAGUCCUUGCACAAGGUUAGGCAGGAGCACAGGCCAGGCUGCUUCCGAGCAGCCCCUGAACCCAUCCGUGAAUGAGAAACUUGAGGGGAGUGCUGAAGGUCCAUCAGCCAAGAAACCAUUCCUUUUUCUCCUUCAGCUGCGUGGAUCUAUAUAUCUAUUCAUUUUCAAGAUUUUUCAUCUUGUUUAGAUGAAAGAAUGAAGGAUGAUUGUGAAAGGUCUUUGAGGUCUAAAAACAGGUGAUUCCUGGAAUGUAUUUCAAAGCAUAGACUUUGUUACCUGCUGCUGCUUGUCUAAUUUACAGGGAGAUUUAAUUUUGUAAGGUGUUUGUAUAUUUAUACAGCUGUAAUGAAUUGCACAUUGGACUGAUGGGAUGAUUCUGCACUGGGUGGCGCCUGUUGGGACUCUUGCAGUCCCUCGUGGGUGCUGUGCUCUGGCUCUCCUGAACAAUACCAGGGCUGGGUGUUCAUUUGGCAUGGGUCCUUCACUUUUCAUUUGGGUUCCUUUUUGAAAUUGUAAUCUUUAACUUGCUCUAUGAGAAGAAAAGAAUAAUUAUGUUGCUGCUCUUAGAAGGUCUGCUGAAUGCAUUUGAAUUAAACUCUGGCGCUGUGAAGUGCAGCCAUCUGCCAUAACCAGUGAUCCGCCAAGAGUGGGUAAGACCAUGACUGUGGAGCAAGUCAGAGAUCAUCAGCUGAGAGAUUAUUGCUGUUACUGUUCAAAAGGCCAUUUAUGAAGUAGGUAUUUGAGCUCUAUAAAAUCUUGAGAGACCCUAAUUACUUCAAGAAAUUAAGAGUUGAUACAGAACUGGUGUUAAAAACACCAGAGGUUACAACUAGAGGUUAGGGGUGCAGCUUAGUGAUAGAGCACUUGGCAGUUGUGUGAUGCCUUUGGUUCAGUCCCCAGUGCCGCAAAGCAGAGACAAAAAGCCUCCUGGUAGAUAGCUGCUCAGACAGAAAGUCCAGGCCGAGGUUGGUCUCAUGCCAAACCCUGGAUGUUACACGUUGCUUGUCGUGUCUUUAAUUGGGUGUUUGUUUUUUUUUUCUCCAUGCUGUGUAUUCUGGCAUCAGUUCUCCCAAGGAAUCCACCAGCCUUCUCAUGGUUACACAUUGUCUUAGACUUUGUGGCUCUAAAGUACUUGUCUGUUGAGAGCCAAGUCUCUCAUCACCAUCCCCAUGCUGUGACAGAACCCAUGAAGCAUAAGUGGCCUUUUUGAACCAAGACUUUGCAAACUGAUCUCUCCCCAGUGAAGGAGUUGAGCACAAGCAACAAUGUACAUUAUUAAUUUUGGAUUUCAUUUUCAUGUUUUAUUUUGUAAAUAUCUGAUGUUUGGAGCUUGAGUAUACAAAAUGUAAAUACAGUUCUUGUAUUUGUACUAAUCCUGAUUCUUUUGCUGUAUAGCCUUAGAUGUGUAAUGCAGACAUUAUCUAACUGUGUAUUGUAACCUUGCAUCACAGAACUGCUAGUGAACGAGGUAAAAUUAAUAAAGGUACAACCAGUGCAUCAA